AUAACGCCAUUAAAAUUGAUGGAGACUGAGAGAGUGUGUUCACACCUAGUCGUGUUUGUGUUUUUUAUUACCUCGUAGAUCGAACACCAAACAAAACAGAUCGAGAGAAAAAACAUGUCGCAGCAGCCAGACUACGAAUCCUACCCUCCGCUGUUUCGUCCAUCGUCGUCUGUCAACCCAAACCACGGCGGCGUUGAGAAAGGCUCGCCGGAAAUGGAGGCGGCGGCGGAAGGAGACGGCGGUGUUCCCGUCAUAGAUUUUGAGUGCAUAAAGAAGGACGGGGAAAAGGUAACAGAGGCUUGCAGAGAUUGGGGUUUUUUCAGGUUGGUGAACCACGGAAUCCCAGAAAGUUUGAUGAGUCAAAUGUUGGAACGUGCGAGGGAGUUGUUUUCCAUGGCCUACGAAGCCAAGCAGGCAGCGUUCAACAGCGGCGCCGCAUCCUACUUCUGGGGUACGGCGGCGGUGACGCCGUCAGGGGCGGCGCUGGCCGCCAGCAACUUCCAUUGGAUGGAAGGGCUGAACAUUCCGCUAAGCAAAGUGCCGCAGCUUCAUUACGAAGAUCCGAUGCUCGAAUCUUUCAGAUCCUUGGUAGAAGAAUAUGGAAAGCAUCAAGCUAGGGUGGGGAAGGCAAUAUACAAAGCAUUGUGGAGGAAAGUAGAAUUGGGAACAUUAAAGUUGUCAAAAUACGAUGAACCAUCAACAAGGUAUUUCUCAGAAGAUACUGGAGUAUUACGUGUACACCGAUACCCUCGGUGUUUGGAGGCUAAUCGGGCAUGGGGUGUAGACGUACACACUGAUAGUUCACUCCUCACAAUCUUGCACCAAGAUCUUGUUGGAGGGCUUCAAGUCUACAAGGAUAAUCAAUGGAUCCAAGUCAAGCCUAUCCCCAACACCCUCAUUGUCAACAUUGGAGAUAUGUUCCAGGCGAUUAGUGAUGACAAGUAUGUUAGUGUAAACCACAAGGUGAAAGUGAACGAAGAAAAGGAGAGAAUAUCUGUGGGAUAUUUUGUUUUCCCAGAAGAUGAUGUCGUGAUAGAGAGCUCCAAGUACAAGCCCUUCACUUAUGCCCAAUUUCGGGCUCAAGUGCAACAUGACAUUAAGAGUGUUGGCUUUAAGAUUGGUCUGCACAAUUUCAAGCGUUAGUUGUCAACUCUUUUAAUACCAAUACUCAUAUCCAUCUCUGAAUAGAGUGAAUUUUUCUCAAAUGUCAUAUGAAAUAUUUUGCAAUUCCUGUUUUCUA
This is a messenger RNA of Ipomoea nil (Japanese morning glory), 1240 nucleotides long. RefSeq names its product gibberellin 2-beta-dioxygenase 8-like. Lineage: Eukaryota; Viridiplantae; Streptophyta; Magnoliopsida; Solanales; Convolvulaceae. The coding region runs from base 115 to 1143 and encodes 342 amino acids. Gene Ontology annotation, molecular function: dioxygenase activity. The record is from RefSeq and is a predicted model, not a curated record. The transcript has 3 exons.